UGGCGACGCGCUGAAUGGCGAGUCACGCUGCCUGCUCUGAACACUUGCAAUACGCCUAGCACAGCCCUUGGUACACAAGUCAUAAGCUGCUGGUCCAAUUAUUUGGGCAGAAGUUCACUACACGAUGUCGUCUUGGAAGAAGACAGCUGCAUCUGCUCAACGGAUUCACCGAGAACGACAUCAGCCAGAAGCAAGAAAGCAUCUGGGAAUUCUUGAGAAGAAGAAAGACUACACUCUUCGUGCAAGGGACUAUCACAGGAAACAAAGGAAGCUGACAGUCCUUAAAAAAAGGGCUUUGGAGAGGAAUCCUGAUGAAUUCUAUUUUCACAUGAUCAACUCAAAAAUUGAGGAUGGGAUCCAUCAGGAAAUGGAUGAAGUGACGUUGAAACCCGAAGAAGUCUCAUCCAUGCAGACACAGGAUUUAAAAUACCUGACUAUGCGGCGUGUGGAAGAAGGUCACAAGAUCCAACAACUCAAGUCUACUCUUCACGUCUUCGAGACUGAUGGAAAGCCUCACAACAAGCAUGUCUUCUUUGUUGAUUCCAAGCAAGAAGCCAAAGACUUUGAUGUCUCAAAGCGUCUUGGAGUCCCUCCAGAACUGCUGCCAAGGUCUUACAAUAGGCCAAGGAUCAUGGAUCUAGAACAACUUCGAAUCCAGGGACUAGAUCCUCGUGAUGAAUUCUCUCUCUCUAGAGUUAACAAGGCAGUUGCAAAAAGCUUUGCUGAACUAGAGAAGCGUAUCCAGAGGGAAAAGGAACUUACUGUCCUUCAGCAAAAACUGGAAUUGAAACGACAUCUGUUGGAGUCAAAGGGAGACAAGCCCGAGAGAGUGAAGCCUGGAUCUUCUAUUGCCCCUCCUGUGUACAGAUGGAAGAUGAAGAGAAAGAGAUGAUUCAGAAAACAUGGAAAACCUGGUCACAGAAGUGUUUAAUGUGCUCCAUCAUCGGCCAAACUUUCAUCGACCUGGUUUCCUCAUUUGAAAAGGAGUGUGAUCAUCAAGAAAACCAAUCCAUUCUUUCAAUGUCAAAGUCAAUUUCCAGCAUUUAAAAGACAAACUUGAGUUUUUGAGUUCCUGUCCAUGGGUCAAGCUUGCAACUGGCUGUCUGGAGAAAAUAUACAAAGAAAUCCAUACUAGACUUCCAGAUUCCUCCCUUUCUUUCAGGGGUGAGAUCCUGCUUGGGGAUACAACAUGCAGGAAUUUUGGUGGGAAAACCCUUAACCUUCCCAGUCAUGGAAAGUGGCAGCACCAGUAUUGAAGCCAUAUGAUACCAGAAGACAAUUUUGGAAAGCUGACUUUUCCAUAGUCUUCUAAUGAUAUCUAAAGUCAACCCCUUUUUUUUAUGAAUCUGGGUUUUGGGAGCUCCCAAAUAAAAUCUUAGGAGCUGUGAGGGGCCCUCCCUGAACAACACCAAUCUGAAACCUGGUUUGUCCUAGUCUUUGCUACUGUUGAUUUGUCCUGGUUGAUGUUAUAUUUCUCUGGUGAAAAUUAUAUCCUUUCUGUAUCUAACUCUGAUGCCCUCUAUGAACUAACAUUUCUAAUGAGAAGACUCCUUCCAUAUGUAAAGGGUAUGGAUAAUUGGCCGAAGUUAUGAUUAUGGCGGCUCAACUCUGCCAUCUAUGAACUAUAGACUUACCUGGGGCAGAGACUAAUUCAGUUCUGUAUUUGUCAUCGGCAUGGUGGGAUUGCAUCAUAGUGUG
Messenger RNA from Darwinula stevensoni, 1698 nucleotides. The record is from the annotation of a GenBank genome assembly. NCBI's taxonomy places the organism in Eukaryota, Metazoa, Arthropoda, Ostracoda, Podocopida, Darwinulidae.